CUCUCUCUCUCUCUCUGUCUCUCUCUCCACCCACAUUAUAUCCCCCUCCUGCUCUAUUUCUUACAUGCCCUUCUUUAAAUUUAUGCAUCCCCUUAGCUUGUCAAAAAAAGUUACACCACUGACACGCCUGUGAGUUCUUGCUUCCUCUCUGGGUGUCUGUUAAUCUUUUUCAAAACCAUCCUAAAGCAUGUUCAUUUAAAGCAAGACAUUGAUCCAGUAAUACGUCUAUGUAUGGAUCAGCUCCAGUUGGAAAAAAAGAGCACCCUCAUUUUCCAGAAAACUAGAUCUCCUUCACAGCAGAGUUUGGCCUUGGAUUCCUUCAACUUUUCGGAGAACUAUUUGAUGAGGCAUGGACAACGUAUAUGACGAAACCACAUCCACCAGAAACGUAUUGAUCGCCUUCUUCAUCCUGGUCUUCCUUGUUUGCCUCCUGGUCUCCCUGUACAUGUGGCUGAACCGCAAGACUAAUGGCCAGUACACAGUCCGCCAACUGAUCUAUGGGCAGGAUGGGGCCAGGGACCGGAUCAUGAGUGGGGUCAGAGUCCUGGAAGUGCGGCUUGGGCGCCGGCUGUGGCCUCUCGGCACGGAUGAGGAGGCCAUAAGAGAGGAGGAACACAAAAAUGAACCGAGUGAUGUGGAGAGAGGGAGCGAGGGAAGGGAAAGUGAGGGGGAGGAGGAAGACGAUGAGAGGGAAGACGGAGGGGAUGACUCGUCGGAUGACUACUCCAGCAUGGGUGGCUAUGACCUGAGGGAGAGAGCAAAGCUCACGGAUGAGAAGGAAGAGAUAAGAGAGCAUGAGGAGAAGAGAGAGGAGAAUAUGAAGGAAAAGUGGGAAAGCAAAGAGGAUGGAGAGUGUGAUGAGGGAGCAGUGGGAGGAGAAAAAAGUGGAGGAGGAGGUUUGCUGAUAGACCUGCAUCAGUUCUCUGGUAGUGCCAUCUGGUCUGAAGAUAGGAGUGAGGGAGUCAGAGACAAGGAUGAUGUGACUGCAUUGUGAGGGAAGGAUCAGCGAGGGAAAAUAGUUCCAUAUUUCAUCUUUGUACAGCAAUAGUGCUUGACAGUAGGUUUUGUCAUCAUUAUCAUCAUAAUUGUAAAUUGUAAACCUUACAAACCAGUGUUACAACCAGAUUACAACAAUCAGAGCAAAGAGCAACAGAGACAAAAGUGUGUGAAAGAAUAAAUCAAAGUGAAUAAAGGGACUGACAAGAGCAACAAUUGCAGAAUGAAUACAUUAAACAAUAUGAAUGUUUUUGAGAUAUUAAAAAGCUUUUUUAAAGGUUUCAUGUGAUAAAGCUCAGGUUUUGGGUGGCACUGUUUUCUGCAUUAGUCUUAUUGCUAUUGGAUUAUUUGUGGCGCAGGGGUCUAAAGCACUGCAUAUCAGCGCUAGAGGCCUCAUUACAGACACCCUGGUUCGAUUUUAGGCUGUAACACAACCAGCUGUGAUUGGAAGUCCCAUAUGGUGGCGUCAUCCGGGGUUGGCCGGUGUAGGCCGUCAUUGUAAAUAAGAAUUUUGUUCUUAUCUGAUUUGCCUAGGUUAAAGGUUAAAUAAAAAUAAAAAUAAAUGAAAUGUGUGUUUUGUAUAUUUUAGGAAUAGCUGUUUGUAUUGAAAUAAAGGGCCUAAUUCGAAUUAUUACUUGAGUUUUUUUUAAUCACAUACAAUAAUUCGUGUAUAACACAUUCACAUUUUUAAAUUAGAAAUAUAAUUUCAUACAACCUAAUCUAAGAUUUACCUGUUGCAAUUUUUAUAUUCCAUUUUGAAUAUCUUUUUACAGGAAAUGGGGAUGUAGCUCAGUGGUAGAGCGCAUGCUUCGCAUGUAUGAGGCCCCGGGUUCAAUCCCCGGCAUCUCCACUGUUUUCUUUUACUGAAAAGGCGUAGGAUGUUACUAGCGUCGGCCGUGGUGGUAUGGGAAUGGCUGAACGAGCACGGGCGCUGGCGGCCUUACAGCCCGGCCGUCUCUCACCACAUCGAGGCAGUCAUCCGCAACGACCCACGGGGUGGUAGUGUUGUCUUAGGCCAGGUGGACUCUCGCCUCUCGCCCUACAUCAUCGACUUGCAUUCCAUGCACCAGUUCCGACAAGAUACAGUUCUGUGGCGUGACCCUCGUCUCUCUACCGUUACCCCAGGUACCCUCCGACCGGUGCGUCGCAGCUUCUACGACCCCACGUCGGCGCCGGGUCAGGGCUGGCUGUGGGAGUGGGAGAACGACACAGGCUCGUGGACAGCCUACGACACAGAGGUGGGCAUUGCCAUCCAGGCAGCACGCGACCGUCAGCAGCCCUGGCUAGACCUGGCGGCACUGGGCUUCUGCUACCUCAUCGACUUUCAGAGCAUGACCCAGAUCAACGGGCAGACGCAGCGCUGCCGCCGCAUCCAACGCCGCUCCGACCUGGCUUACCCUCUGGUGUCUGGGCCCCUUCCCAAGACACACCACGCCUGGGGACCAAGCCCUGGAGGACUACCUGGGGUGGGGGUUUCCGGAGUGGGCAUGGGGAACGGUAGCGCCUACCCCAGCGGCGCCCUGCCGGCCUCUGCCAUCACAUCGCUGGGCCAGCCCUGCGCCUGUCAGCAAUGCAUGCUGGUCCUGAGCGUCAAGGCAGGCGCCAUGGCGACAGCUCACACCCUGGGCAGGAGGCCGCCUCAGAACAAGCCGCCUAGUCCCAAACUAGGUGGUGGUUACUCGGCCAUGGGGGGGUCUUACUCGCUGACUCUCCCCCGCCCCCCCUCCUCCAUGGCCAGGUCCUUGUCCCCCCACAGGACGUCCGCGGGCGGGGCUAGCGGUGGUGUAGGGGUCGGCAGCGGCUUCGCCCACUCGCUCUCCCUCCUGGGUUCGGCCACCGCCGCACUCUCCCUCACCUCUACCCGGCCCCCUCCCCCGCCUCUACCCUCCCUUCCGCCUCCUCCACCGCCUCCACCCUCCUCCAUCGCGUCCAGUGCCAUUCUUCCUUCCUCCUCUUCCUUCUCCAUGGCGUCCUCCGGCCCUCCGUCGAUGCCCGCGCCGGCCCCUCUUCUCAUCUCCACGGCAGCCUCCUCCUGCACCCCCUCACCCUCCGCCCGGGUCCUGGGGCCCGUGUCUUCAACAGCGGCGGCCUGUGCAGCCCCCCUGCCACCUCGUGCCAGCCUUGCCGGGCUCAGCCGACCCGCCCUGCAGCGCAUCGCCAUGGCCCAGUCCAGAGCCCUCAUCGCCUCCGGUGUCCCAACAGUUCCUGUGAAGAACCUCAAUGGAUCUAGCCCUGUCCACCCUGCAUUGGCAGGUAUUACAGGGAUCCUGAUGAGCGCCGCAGGACUUCCUGUCUGUCUGACCCGCCCUCCCAAGCUGGUGCUCCACCCCCCACCCGUUAGCAAGAGUGACAUAAAGCCCGUCCCCGGCCUCGGCCACUGCUGCCGCAAGACCACCAAGAAGCAGGCUCGCAAAGGCAAGACCCCUGAGGAAGUAGUGAAGAGGUACCUUCAGAAGGUCCGCAACCCCCCAGAGGAGGACUGCACAAUCUGCAUGGAGGCCCUGGCUGGGCCCUCGGGAUACAAGGGCCCCGGAGUUGGGGGAAUCCAGCGGGCAGAGUCGGUUGGUCGCCUGGCUCAGUGUGGGCACCAGUACCACCUGCAGUGCUUGGUGGCCAUGUACAACAACGGCAACAAGGACGGCAGCCUACAGUGCCCUACCUGCAAGACCAUCUACGGCGUGAAGACGGGCAACCAGCCACCGGGCAAGAUGGAGUACCACGUCAUCCCCCACUCGCUGCCCGGCCACCCUGACUGCAAGACCAUCCGCAUCAUCUACAACAUCCCCCCCGGCAUCCAGGGGCCUGAGCACCCGAACCCGGGCAAGCCAUUCACCGCCCGGGGAUUCCCCCGACACUGCUACCUCCCUGAUAGCGAGAAGGGACGCAAGGUACUGAAGCUGCUGCUGGUGGCAUGGGACCGCCGGCUCAUCUUCUCAGUGGGCACGUCCAGCACCACGGGCGAGUCGGACACGGUCAUCUGGAACGAAGUGCACCACAAGACUGAGUUUGGCUCCAACCUAACAGGCCAUGGCUACCCCGACCCAGGCCACCUGGACAACGUUCUGGAGGAGCUUAAGGCCCAGGGGAUCACAGAGGAGGAGUGCCUACUCAGAGACUGAGCUAAAGACGGGUCAAUGGGGAAACGGCAACACAGACUUGUUCUGACUCUGAGACGGAGCUUAAACAAUGAACAUACAGACUCAGAGCGACACAAUGGAACAGAGAUGAGAAGAAAUAGACAAAUGAAUAUGUAAAAAAAAGACAGAGAAAUACAGAAAUUAACACAGACAGCGCAACUGUGACAGCAACAGAAACCGAAUGCCUGAAAGACUGCAUACGAGAAGAAAUGACUGAACCGGUGAAAAGAUGAGCCAAGAAAAAGAACCAACGGAAAAUGAAACAAAUAGAGAAACAGACAAAUCGACUGUCUGACUGUAGUUUCUAGCGACACUGACUGAGGUACAACAUCAAACACCCUCUGAACAGGUGGGCUGUGGCUCGGCUGCAUGAUGGAAUGUUUUAGUUUAUUUCUGCUACAUUAAUGGUGGCGUCACAAAAUGUCAUUCAGUGAGACGUUUGAGGCAACAGUGCACAUACAAUUCAGUGUUAGACAGAAGCUGUUGUUUACACUGUGAGAGUUCGACAAGAAUGUACGGAAUCUGUAUUGGUCCAAUUGAAUUCAAUGGUGAACCAAGUUACCAGAGCUGCUCUUAGUGGUAGGAUGAGCGCUAAAAAAGGGUAUUAGUGGGGAUAUGAUAGAUGGGCUAAUGAAUGGUAGCGGGCAAAAAGUAUUAGACCACUGGCAGCAGAGUAACACAUCUGUCAUUACAGAAAACGUUGCCGAGAACGUUCAAAAUAUUUCAUGUUUAUGACUGGAUGUGUGAGCAUGAAUGUGUAAUGCCCUCUAGUGGUACUUAUCGAAAAAUACAUUCCCUUUGCCUCUAUAGGUUUUCUUCUGUAUUUUAUUAAUUGCUGUAUCAUUUUGAAAAUGCAUUGUUGUACAUUUUAAAUAGUAGGUAUAUAUUGGCUCGGUUGAGUUUAUAUCAUUUUUACAUUCCAUUUUGUUUUUACCUUGUUAACGUUGUAUGUUGUCUGUUUGAUUGCUAUAGCAUUAUUUUCUAUAUGUGACAUUGUAAAGAAAUGAGUCAAGCUUGAGUCUUCCUCCAGAGGGCUCCUAAAUAUUACAAGCCUCUGUGGGUGUGUGUUAAUAUCUGAGUUUUUACCUCGGAUGAUUUAAGACUCAUCCGUUGCCAGUCACUUUCAGUAUUAAUGAUUUGGGAACCCUCUCGAUGGGGUGGGUGAGCCUAAAAGCACAAAAUGAGAGUCCUCUUCGAACCAUGUGUGCAUCUCAAUAGUCUUACAUAGCUUCCUCUCCGAUUCUUUCACGUCAAUGCAGAUGAAUGAACAGGGAUGGGGGGGUGGGAAGGCCACUAGACUAUUGAGAUGCACCCCCAGAAGGAAUUAAAUCAGAUAUAAAGCUAUGAUUGGACCUGCCACCAGAGGUCAGAUUUGCACUGCACAGAGCAUCAUCUUUCUUUAUUUCUUCAGUCAAAAGGAAACAUGGAAAGUUAGGCAUGACUUUAAGAAGUUAUAUCUAACAGUUAAAACUACUUUGGGUUUCAUUUUCUUUCUUUUAGACACCAGCUUCAUUCGUCUCUGAGAAAAGCGAACCUUCUGUUGUUUUUGCUGUAAGGAGGUACAAAGAUUUGCUCUGUCGUCGAUCUAACCUGUUGUCAAACGGUCCAGUCGGUUUGUGUUAGGUCGGACCUGCUUAUAAAGCGGUACUAUUGACAAUAUGUUUGAGUAUGUGUUAACAUGCAAAUGGUAGGCCAACAUUUAUAGUUUAUGUUUUUUCUGUAUGUGUGUGUGUGUUUAUGUAUUCAACUUUACAUUAAACAUUUUUUUAAAGGUACGGUUAUAACGUAACUCUAUACUUAAUUAAUUGUAUUUAUUGUGCUCUAUUUUUGUAUAAUUUUUAUCGAAUUGUUUUUUUUUGUAAGUGGCAUAUCUAAACCACAUUUUUUUUACUUUGUAUUGUUUAGCCACAUUUUACAGCUGUAUGACUACAUGAAGUCUUCAUAUCCAUCACAUGACUGCUGCAUUGUACUUUGUGGGUAAAUGUACUGCAUUUGGCACAUGUCAUGUGACCCUGUAUCCCCCCCUCCCCAAUGAUGCCAGCAGCUGGUUUGGAUGUGUUAUGCAGGACUUUAUGUAGUCAUGUUUUAUGUCUAUUCAGUUCUUGCACUGCUCAGUUUGGUAAAUGUAAUUUCCUUUCCCAGGCACAGUUUGACUACAUGUCCGUCAAUGGGAAUAAAACAACGGCUGAAGGCUCAUGACCACUUUGUAAAAGAAACUGUUAAUAAAACCUUUGUAAAAGUUGUAAUGGCGAGAACGAAUGACGUUGAGAACUAUGAUGGCAGAGAAAGUAGUAACGUAUAGAACUACAAAAGACUUGCAUUUAAAGUAACAGUGGGACAAUUAAAAUAACAGUAUUAUGA
Molecule: messenger RNA, 6494 nt
Organism: Salmo salar (Atlantic salmon)
Lineage: Eukaryota; Metazoa; Chordata; Actinopteri; Salmoniformes; Salmonidae
Product: E3 ubiquitin-protein ligase DTX4
Biological process (GO): protein ubiquitination; Notch signaling pathway
Molecular function (GO): zinc ion binding
Source: RefSeq, a predicted model, not a curated record